GAUGUGCGUAACAUGCAGCGGAGAGCGGUGAUCAUCAUCUGCUCACCGCAUCGCCGUGGACUGCCGCCGUGCGCACUCAAAGACGGAGACGCAUCGAGGGGCGCACCCCACUCCGCCGAGCCCGUCGUGACUGAGACACCGGUUAACACGGAGGGAGGUUGUUGAAGAAGGAACAGAAAAAAGACGAAGAAGGAAGAGAAAUAGUGUAUGGAAAGAUGUCGUCCUCUCAGACGGUUAUAGGGGUUAAUUGCCCCUCUGUUUGGGGAGAUACCCACUCUGACGCACCGACGGCGAAGCAAGCGCAUAUUUUUUUUUUUUUUUUUUUUUACAUCAGCGGAAUCUUGGCCCUCUUCAUCACACCUUAAUCGGACUAUAAAACAAGGAUUGUUGAGUGAGGGGAUGAGAUCUGCGUGAGAUGGCCAACAGAAUGGGAGUCAGUGUGUGUCUGUGAGCUGAGCUGGAGUGUCUCUCUCCCCCUCCACGGCUGUCUCGGUCCGUCAGAAACCUCCCUACGCCAGGAUGCAGCUGCUCAGAGUUGCGUGGGCACUCACCGGAGCUGCGAUCUGCUGCUUUCUAAUUCUCCUUAUCCACUCACGCCUGCUCAAAGAAGGCCAGCUGGCAGCAGGGACGUGUGAGAUUGUGACGCUGGACAGGGACAGCAGCCAACCACGGCGGACCAUCGCCAGACAGACGGCCCGCUGCGCCUGUAAGAAGGGCCAGAUCGCUGGAACUACGAGAGCCAGACCCGCCUGUGUGGACGCUGGUAUCGUGCGAAAAAAGCAGUGGUGUGAGAUGGUGCCAUGUUUGGAGGACGAGGGCUGUGACCUGUUAGUCAAUAAAUCCGGCUGGACUUGUACACAGCCCGGAGGGCGAGUCAAAACCACCACGGCUCUAUGACGCGACAAGAGUCCCCCUCGACACUCUCACACUAUGGCGGAGAACACUGAUGACCCUUUGACAGACAGCCAAAAACCAUCUACCACCACCACCAUCACAACAACAACAACAACAACAACAACAUCAACAACAACAGCUCCACCCAACCCUGGUCCCGAAAAGGCAGAAAGCAACACAAGCAGCUACAGAGCACCAAGGGCCUCAUGGAGGCAGCAAGGUCUCAUAACACAGCCAGAGACGGGAACGCCAGCGCGCAAUUGUUUGACGGAGCAAUCUCUCCUCUGGACACUGGACAAACCACUUGCUGUCUCCUCUGGAAGAAAAAAAAGACUUCCUCUUUCAUGUGACCGGUUCCCCCAGGUUUGUGACUGCUAUCUCCUGCUGUCUGUCAUCGGAUCAACAUAUCGCAUCUGCCUCCUCUCCACUCUUAUCUGCCUGCUCUGUGAAUUAGCAGCGCCCCCUUGUGCCACGGAGGAUUCGGAAACCCUUGAGAGCCUGAGAAUUGUUUUGCCUCAGUGGAAGUCCUCUGUGUUGCUGACUGCACUGCGUAAGGGAUUUCCCCCCAUCACUCUCCUAGCCUCUUACGAGACGAGAAGGAUUUUGAAGGGCAGGAGGUCCAGGGCGUAGACAGGAUUAUCACAGACCAGAUCCUGUGGCUUCUUUGACCACCUCACUGGGCCAUAGUCCGAACUGAGUGCUCACUGCUGUGAAUAGGCCUUCUGCUGGAGUAAACCUCCCAUAUUUUUAUAGACCAAAGAGGAAAACAACAGCUACGAUCAUUGUGACAGAGCGGACCAUCUGGCAAAGACAGACGGAGACUUUGUGAACUCGCUGUUUGUGUGUCGCCAGCGACCAGCAACUGCCCCGCACAGAGACAAGGUGCACAAACCGAACCUUGUGUCCGACGGGAUCCACAUAUGUACCGUACACAGUCUAAGGAGUACCUUUAACACUUUGGAGACAUUUUUUCUCAGACUAAGCCCACCACUGUAUUUUGAAACUGGAGAUUAUAGGUACUACAUACAUAUAACUGUGUAUCAAAAAAAAAAAAAUUCUGAUUUGCAUUUUUCAAUAGCUACUGUAUGGUUGGGACAACUUGCAAUAAGCAUGGUUGGUCACAGUGAAAGAGUGCAGAUUAUAUCAAAGAAAUGAUGAAUAUCUAAAGAGAGUAUUAAAGCUGUUGAGUCUAAUUGAAAAGAAGGACUAAAGAAAUGUCAUUAAAUGUAUUUUGAAAGGCCCUAAAAAGUUAUAUAUUUAACAGUUUUAUAUGUUGUACCUUUGUAGAGAAGCUUAUUGGACAAAUAAUGUGGUCACAAUGGCAGCUUAGUAGGAUGUGAACAAACGCUGUUGUUCUCAUUACUGCUGGCUCGUAGUCCCAAGUUUUCUGUUCACACAUCUGUAGCCGCUUUCUUUUCAUGGUCAUCUACAAGUCACUGUCUAUCAAAACCAUUAAGGAAAAAAAAAGGAAAGUGACAAGAUUUAUUGACUGACUGAUCUACAGCCAACUGAACAUUGUAUAUCUAUGGUAGUCAAUGGAAGCCCUUGGAAUCUGCUAAUUUGCUAUGAUAUUGUAUUGUACACGGUGUGGAAUACUGACUCGUUUCCUCUCUAUGGGUUUUGAUCUCUUAAUUUAUUUUUGUGCUUGUGUUUGUUCGCACAAAUCUGGCCUCUCUCCAGCGACGACAAUGACUACAACGCGGAGAGAGAGAAAGAGAAAGAGAGAGAAAGAGAGAGAGAGACGAGGCGGAGGAGGCAUUGCAGA
Molecule: messenger RNA, 2659 nt
Organism: Myripristis murdjan (pinecone soldierfish)
Lineage: Eukaryota; Metazoa; Chordata; Actinopteri; Holocentriformes; Holocentridae
Product: chemokine-like protein TAFA-5
Exons: 5
Coding region: 520-897 (125 amino acids)
Biological process (GO): G protein-coupled receptor signaling pathway
Molecular function (GO): receptor ligand activity; G protein-coupled receptor binding
Source: RefSeq, a predicted model, not a curated record